This is a messenger RNA of Haplochromis burtoni (Burton's mouthbrooder), 1090 nucleotides long. It is a transcript of the gene cltrn, whose product is annotated as collectrin, amino acid transport regulator. NCBI's taxonomy places the organism in Eukaryota, Metazoa, Chordata, Actinopteri, Cichliformes, Cichlidae. The transcript has 6 exons. The coding region runs from base 238 to 888 and encodes 216 amino acids. The record is from RefSeq and is a predicted model, not a curated record.
CUUUGGAAAGCAUGAACAAACAGCGCCCACUUGACUGUUUCCAUGCAGUGCAGCGCAGUGACAGCCAUUGUUUUUUACAGAGAGGACAGAUUAGUUCAGGUGUGUCUUGGCUUAACCAUUAAACCCAGGCUUUAUCCAGUUAAAUCCUCUGCCGACCUCUUUAGAUCGGUGAAUGCUGGGACCUUUGCCUGAGCUUUUACAGCAUUGUGUUAUUCUGCUUUUUGUUUUCUGGGAAAAAUGUUGGAAAAGAUCUUGCUCCUGCUCAGUUUGUCACUUUCUGUGGCGGAAGGGCUCUGUAAACCAGGUGUUGGAGAAGCCUACAAAGUUCGAUUCAGCAUCAAAACCGCACUGGGAGAUCAAGCUUAUCCCUGGAACAAAAAUGAAAUGUUCCUUUUCCGGGCCGCUCUGGCUUUUGCCAUGAGGGAUUUCACUAACGGAGAAGAAUUUGGGGUUUCAGACAUCCAUCCGUGUAACGAGACUCAGAGAGUGUCCUUCUGGUUUGUGGUGACGAGGCCGAACACCAUGGAUCUCGUUGAUAAAGGAACUGUGGAGAUGGCUAUAAAAAAAUCGAGAAAUCGAAUCAACGGUGCUUUUCUGCUAACAGAUAAAACUCUGGAGUUCGAUGGCAUCUAUCCCACUCUGGCAGCACCGGUCUCCCCUGACACCCCUCCGUGGCUCAUUGUCUUCGGGGUGGUCAUGGGUGCAGUUAGCGUCGGCAUCAUCGCCCUGCUUGUCUAUCCUCUGGUCCAAAGAAAACUGAAGAAAAACAUGGAUGCAGAUGACGAGGACAGCGACGAAGAGACAGGGGUGAAAACGGCUGAAAACGGUGCAAAUGACGGUAUUUAUAACUCGACGUUCUCGGACGAUGAGCGAUUCACGCAGAUGUAAAGUGCUCUUAUAAAAAAACUGCCGUGCCACAGUGUGAAAAAUAAUGUGAUUUUCUUUAAAGUUUCUAAUGUAAUUCAUUUCAGUUUUGACAUGUUAAUUUGCUCGGCCUUUCAAUACAAUAAUCACAGGCUGCCUUAAACAAAUCCAGUGUUUCACACUAUUUAACUGCCGUUUUACAAAUAAAUGUGUUUUUUCCCCUCAA